This is a messenger RNA of Pelobates fuscus (common spadefoot toad), 1680 nucleotides long. It is a transcript of the gene GSG1, whose product is annotated as germ cell associated 1. Gene Ontology annotation, cellular component: plasma membrane. The record is from RefSeq and is a predicted model, not a curated record. Bases 68 to 1135 code for a protein of 355 amino acids. The transcript has 8 exons. Lineage: Eukaryota; Metazoa; Chordata; Amphibia; Anura; Pelobatidae.
UCAGCUCCUUGCAGCUCAACAACACAACGCCGAAACUGUUUGAUGUGUUGUCAUCUUUGUACGUGUCAUGCAUCUUUCUUCAGAUAUUACUACAUCUGCCCGAUACCUUCAGAAAACAACCUCUCAAUACAAGUUAUCUGCACCAGCCGAAGUUGAAGACCAGAAGAUGUACCCACUGGAUUACCAGGGAUCAGUUUUCCCACCACCCUGGCCCAAGAUGGAGUUGACUGCGCUCAUUCACUGGCGACGUGCCAUACUGGCUGUAAGCCUAAAUCUGAUAGCCCUUGCACUCUCUACCACAUCCCUCGUUAGCAGCUACUGGUGUGAAGGCACACAGAAAGUACCCAAGCCCCUUUGUGGCAAUGGGAAAGCCACCAAGUGUAUUGUGGUUCCUAUAGCCAUGGAAAGCACCAAUGCCUCUGGGCAGGAUGUGGUUCAAUACAGCUGGGAGACAGGUGACGACAGAUUUGCUUUCCGCUAUUUUCACACUGGAAUAUGGUAUUCUUGUGAAGAAAACAUAUUGGGAGCAGAUGAAAAGUGCAGAAGUUUCCUAGAACUUACACCACCAGCUGAAAGAGGGAUUCUUUGGCUCUCUUUGGGAUCUGAACUGGCUUACAUCUCUCUGCUUGUAAUUAGCUUUGGACUGCUUCUUCUAGAAAUAUUUUAUACUGGAAAUCCUGUCUGUGGGCUGAAGCUCAAUGCAUUUGCUGCUGUAUCUUCUGUACUCUCAGGUCUUCUUGGUAUGGUGGCUCAUAUGAUGUACACACAGGUUUUUCAAGCCACUGUCAGCCUUGGACCAGAGGACUGGAGACCACAUUCAUGGGAUUACGGUUGGGCUUUCUACACCGCAUGGGCCUCCUUCACUUGCUGCAUGGCAUCGGCAGUCACCACACUUAACACUUACACCAAAACGUUGCUGGAAUUCCAUCGAAAUCAAAAGGCAUUUGAGCAUAGCCUGAAGGAGCACGCCUGUUUCCUAAACCACAAAGAGUUGAGCUUUUACAGAGAAAAACCUAUACACUCAGUUUCAGAAAGUGUGGACUUUUAUUCAGAACUCCAGAAGAAGGUGUUACUGAGGGACCAUUCACUCAACCUAGAAGAUGAUGAAGAAGCAAUGGACGAAGAGCACUGCUAGACUACAAGACACUUCAGUCCGGAAGGCUGGGGCUCAUGACAAUAAAUGUACCACAAAAGCUUUGUGAAAUUCUAUAUAGAUCAUGAGGGUUUAUAAAGAACUCUAACUCAACUUACUGAGAUGAACAAUUGUAUACACUGCUACUGUGUUUCAAAGAAAACACUGAUUCGGGUGGCUCUUUUGUUUCUGAGAGGUUUGAAUUCCUCCUUUGCAACAGAUAAUGGCAUUUCAUAAGGUAUGGUGUAAUUGCUUAAAUUGAAGGUUGCUGGUGUCAGGACUUCAAUGCACUAGCUUCUACUGCAAAUCUAUGAUUUACUGCACAGUAGGAAACACAAAAAUACCUAUAAUCUCUCAGUACAACAUCAUUAAAAAAAAAUCAUGAUGAUAUUGUAAAAUGAUCCUGUUGUAAAUGUUUAAUAUAAAGUUGGAAAUACAUCUCCCAGACUGUUGGUUUAAUACAAAAUGGAUAUUGUUACGUAUUCUUGAACUGGUACAUGUGUAAAUUGUAAAGUUUCCACUGUUUACAAAAUACCCAUGUACUUGAA